Molecule: messenger RNA, 1556 nt
Organism: Calliphora vicina (urban bluebottle blowfly)
Lineage: Eukaryota; Metazoa; Arthropoda; Insecta; Diptera; Calliphoridae
Product: arrestin domain-containing protein 1
Exons: 4
Coding region: 9-1439 (476 amino acids)
Biological process (GO): protein transport
Cellular component (GO): cytoplasm
Source: RefSeq, a predicted model, not a curated record
UUACCAUAAUGGCUAGUAAAUGUACCAUACAAUUUGACAACAAUCCAUUUGGCAUCUAUUAUGCCGGUCAAAUUGUCUCCGGCACAGCCGAAUUAAUAACAACACGUCCCAAAACUAUACGCUCUAUUUUUAUAACCAUAAGUGGUUUUGCUGAAGUACGCUGGACUGAGAAUAUAACGAAACAGGAUACUCAGGGUAAUCGUGAAAAGGCCAUCGAAACCUAUUCGUCGUCCGAGUUGUAUUACAGCAAUGAGAAAUACGUGUAUGGUCAAAGUGGUGGUGCACAAUUGGAGUUGCCAGCCGGCAAAUAUGUCUUUCCAUUCCAAGGUACUAUACCACCAAAUGCUCCCACCUCACUCAACGGUGCCUGGGGUCAAAUACAACAUGAGGUGUCCGUAGUUGUGGAUCGUGUUAUGCGCUAUAAUAAUGUAUUUAAAAAGGCUUAUACUGUGGUGUCGCCCUACGAUUUAAACUUAAAUCCAAAUCAUGCGAAACCUUUACAAAAAAUCGAAGAAAAAACCUUCUGUUGGAGUUUAUGUUGUGGCACCAAGGGACCCAUGGUUAUGAGCGUUAAAGUACCCUUUGCAGCCUAUGCACCCGGACAAAAAGUACGCUUCAAUGUAGUAUUAGACAAUCAAUCCGAUGUACAUUGUUCGGAUGUAAAAGUGCGUCUAAUGAAAAAGAUUAUCUAUACAAGUCGUAGUCCCGAAACGAAAACAAAAGAAACCGAACUUAAAGUAUCCGAUAAUCAUUGUGGCGAAGUGGUAAAGCUAAAUAAAGCCGAAUUUAAUGAGUUUUUGCAAAUUCCCUCGACUACACCGUCUUCUCUGGAAAGUUGUAGUAUUAUAAAAGUUUCAUAUACCUUGAAAUUUAUAGCAAAAGUGUCACGCAUACAUGGCGACUUAGUUAUAGAGUUUCCAUUUAGCAUUGGUACAGUUCCGUUAUAUGCUAGCACUGCGGAUGAGGGAGCCAUAACAACACAACCGGGUAGUGGACCCAUGUAUAAACCUAUACCUCCCCCCAUGUUUGAAGAAGAUGUGCGUUCAGAACAAUUUGAAAGUAAUACUUUUAAGCCCAGAUAUCCAGUAUUUUUAAAUGACCCAAGUAUGUCUACAAAUGGCACAAGCGGACCUUCGGGUCCACCACCAUCAGCUGCCCCAGCCAGCAAUAAUUUAUAUCCCACAGCUAAUAUAUCAGCUGUUACACCUACCCCACCCCGAGCUGCCAUAACACCAUCUGCACCCCCACCAUCAGCUCCCGAAAUGCAACCUUUAAAUCCAGCUCAUGUUAUGCCCAGUCCUUCUCAACCAUUUAGUCAGCAUAAUACUCCUAAGGCAGGUACCAACAAUCAGCCACCUCUUGAAGUUAUGGGUUUCAGUUUGCCUCCCGAUUAUGAGCCAACUGCAGCAGAUUCCACUGGAAAUAUUGGCUGGAAAUAAAUUUGAAGUAUUAUACAUACAUACAUUAUGAACAAGAGAUAACUAAAUACGAUCCUUUAUUGAAAACAAAAAUAUGUAUUCAUUUUAAGUAUAAACGCAUGAUAAUUUGAAAUAAUA